AUGAUCGACAGCAAAUCUACUAGCUCGAUCGGGGAUUCGCCAGACCUGCUAGUGGAUGGUCUACCCUCCUACGACUCGGCCACCUCCUUUCCCCUCUCCACAACCCCUCAGCCGGGCGGGAGUACAAGCGGUGCUGCAUCCUCUUCGACAGAUGCGGCUGUGUCGGCUCAACAGGCCUACCUCUUUGCUGGUCCCUCCAAUGCAGAGCCUCUCAAAGUCCCCUCGACAAGAGGGGAUCAGCUGGUAUGUAAUCGCCAGACGGAAGUGACGAGGUACACGAGCGAUCUCUCGACUACACGGGUGACAAGGGUGGAAACGUAUGACCCAGCUGGAUCGGACCCUGCGGUGCUGUACGACUUUCUGGCGAAUAUCUCUGGCCAGAUCCCGAAGGUUCGACUGCAGAUCACAGGCUACCAUACAGAGACUCCCGCGCAGGACCAGGCUGUCACGAUCAACGGCGUGACUGUGAUGCAGAAGAAGGGCGAGACGGUCAAGAUCUCCGACUUCAAUUUCUUCAUCGACCUCACGGAUAUUAUCUCGCCUGCCGGGGUCCACCUUUCGGUCCUACCUGGCUACACGCCAGAAUACCGGGGCAAGAUGUGCGCCGCCUACGGUGCGAAAUUCUCUCCCUCCCAAGGUGGCCAGGACGGCUAUGCGCCGCUUUCAACGGACGACGCGCCGGCUCAUGUAUCGGUCGGUUCUGGACGACCAAUCUCAUGGGGCGCUCAUGACGUGUUUGCCAAAUGGGAUGGCAAGCGCUGGAUGCAGGGUCUGCCAAUCUGGGCCAAACCUCAGGAUAUCCGGUUGGAAGGGGUCAAUCAACCUGGCGAUCCCGGCCACCGUGAUGGCGAUAUCGAGCAGGCACGCGGGAAGCAGGGCGAGCCGGCCCUGACCGCAUGGUGCCAGGCGUACUGUGCCGACAGGGGGUGGUUGAAGGAGUUUAUACUCCGGAAGGAGGUCUGGGGCUGGGAUUACGGGGCGCUGAGCAAGGCGAUCAAGGGAGCGGUGGUAUCCACGGGUUACACGACCGAGGUGGAGGUAAAGCUGAAUUGGGACGAGCAGGAGGCGAUGGUUAUGCCCUCCAAUCCCUGGACCAGAAUCAACAAUGAGACUUUCUACCACGUCAUUCUGUGCAUCACCCUCAUCUACCCCUUGGUCUACUUCUUCCGGUACCUCUGUCUUCUCCCCUGGGUCGGAGGUAGGUACAACAUAGCCCGCGCGACGUACAACCUCAAGCCCUACCCUCCUCUCCCAUCUACCUACCCCAGCGAAACGAUCCACGAGGCCCAGUCCCGUCUUCCCGGUCUAAUGAAGACGAACCCCCAGCUCCCGGCUGAGCCGGUCCUUCGCCUCGGUCCAAAAGGCGUACAUUACCUGGCGGGGAAGAGGGAGGGGGAGUGGUUUGCGCAGUGGGAGGAGCGGAUCAAGAUGGCUGCUCAAACGAGGUUCAGGGGGGAGUUGACGCUCGGCCCGACGAUAGAGCCGAGGGAGGUCAGUCUGGAUGGCUAUCAGCGGUGA
Messenger RNA from Dioszegia hungarica, 1518 nucleotides. RefSeq lists its product as uncharacterized. The record is from RefSeq and is a predicted model, not a curated record. The coding region runs from base 1 to 1518 and encodes 505 amino acids. The transcript has 5 exons. Lineage: Eukaryota; Fungi; Basidiomycota; Tremellomycetes; Tremellales; Bulleribasidiaceae.